CAAAAACUGUUUAGGUAAGGGGCUAAAUGGACCAGUUUCCAGUGCUCCUAUAAGAAGUAACAAGAAGAAGAAGAAGGAAGAAGUUGAAUUCGUUCGUCUUGUUCAGUACUCAGCAGUCUGGAUUCCGUUACGGGUUCUGCUGUCGGAUGGACGUGUGUCUAUAGCUGUUCAGUUCUUAAGAAUUUUCAAAACGUUGGUGAUGGCUUUAUGUAGGAAAAUUUUAUCUCUUGGCAGCCCCAUGCGCCAGCUGGUCUUAAGCAGUGAGAGAUGUCUCUCAGUCUCAACUACUCACCAUAUUGACAACCUCAACAAGAAGCAAGUGGAGCCAAAAGGUGUAGAGGCUCUUAACCCUGUGGAGAAGAACCUCACCAUCACUGUUGAAGGACUGGCUGACAUCACAAAGCUUACAGGAGUGCCUGAAGAGCACAUCAAGCCCCGCCGUGUGCUCAUCAAGAAGCCCACCAAGAACGCCAUGCAGUCGGGCACCAACAAUCUGCACAAGUGGGUGAUGACGUUUGACACCAAGGAGCGUUGGGAAAACCCACUCAUGGGCUGGGCUUCAACUGCAGACCCUCUAUCAAACCUUGAGGUGGAGUUUGCAAGCAAGGAAGAUGCGAUCGUGUUCUGCGAGAAGAACGGCUGGCAGUGGGCGGUACAGGAGCCUCCUCAGAAGCCUCCCAGGGCCAAGAGUUAUGCUGAUAACUUUUCCUGGAAUAAACGCACGCGAAGAUCUACCAAAUAAUUUAGUAAAUGAGGACCAGGCCUUGAAUGAUUACAAGCGAUUCAGUACUAACAUGAUGGACGUCUAGAAAUAAUUGUUUAACCUCUGGCAGUACAUACUGUUCCUUCUUCAUGAAAUCUGAUAUAUUUAUUUCUUAUUUUUACUUUAGUUUUGAAUAGUUGCUUGUAUUUUCCAUAGAGCGUCUAACUCAGAUUCAAAAUUUAUCACGGUAUAAGUUAUGUAGAUUAUCUUGCAAGGAUAGCCAAUCUCAUUCAGAAAGCAAUACCUACCAUCUUAUCUUUAUACCAUUCGCAGUGCUCAGAGUUUUACUACACAAACUAGGUAUUGAACUGAAUUGAGUGUUGCCUAAUAAUUGUUACUUUACUUAACUUUAUUGCUCUUCUAUUUGAAAUGAAAUAAACUUUGUAAUAGAUAGCUGAAGUCGGUGACAACUCACGUAGGAUACAAGCAAAAUUUUAUUAAACAAAUUUAUAUGUACACUUUAUUUAUCAAUCAUCUUCCAAGUUUCAAACUACAUUAUUUCAGUUAAAUGGGAAACUUAAUAGAGGUGUGAAGCUUGUAUAGUAUAAUAUAUGAUUGUAUUAUAAACAUUUAAAGUCUU
This is a messenger RNA of Hyalella azteca, 1343 nucleotides long. RefSeq names its product NADH dehydrogenase [ubiquinone] iron-sulfur protein 4, mitochondrial-like (gene ND-18). The record is from RefSeq and is a predicted model, not a curated record. The transcript is spliced from 6 exons. The coding region runs from base 200 to 742 and encodes 180 amino acids. NCBI's taxonomy places the organism in Eukaryota, Metazoa, Arthropoda, Malacostraca, Amphipoda, Hyalellidae. Gene Ontology annotation, biological process: electron transport chain.